AAAGGAGCAAGCCAAAGAUAAACACGUAGCCAGACGAGCAGGGUAAAUUUAUUACAAAUACUCUGGAGAAACAACUGAAAUGGAUUAACCUGCUAUUUUACGGACAUUUUGACAGUUAAGGAAUCACCCCGCACACCGAUUAAAGAGCCAGACCUCCGCAGAAAACAGCACAGUGUCGUUUCUCUUACUGUAGCCACAAUGGUGCGAGCAGCCUUGGUGACGGCCACCAGUCUGAUACUGACUGGGGCUGUGGUGGCACAUGCUUAUUUCCUUAAACAUCAGUUUUACCCAACGGUGGUCUACCUAACCAAAAGCAGCCCCAGCAUGGCGGUGCUGUACAUUCAGGCCUUUGUGCUGGUGUUUCUCCUGGGAAAGUUCAUGAGGAAAGUCUUUUUUGGACAGUUAAGAGCAGCAGAAAUGGAGCACCUUAUCGAGCGCUCCUGGUAUGCUGUGACUGAGACGUGCUUGGCCUUCACUGUUUUCAGGGAUGAUUUCUCCCCUCGCUUUGUCGCACUGUUCACUCUUCUGCUGUUUCUUAAGUGCUUCCACUGGCUGGCCGAAGACCGUGUGGACUUUAUGGAAAGGAGUCCAAACAUAUCCUGGAUUUUUCACCUCAGAGUAUUAUUUCUCAUGGCACUGUUGGGAGUCUUGGACUUUCUGUUUGUCAACCAUGCCUGUCACAGCAUCGUCACCAGAGGAGCUUCUGUCCAGCUUGUUUUUGGAUUUGAGUAUGCCAUACUGCUAACAAUGGUGUUGACAACCUUCAUCAAGUACAUUCUGCAUACCAUCGACCUGCAGAGUGAAAAUCCCUGGGACAACAAGGCUGUCUACAUGCUCUACACCGAGCUCUUCACUGGUUUUAUCAAAGUACUGCUGUAUAUUGCCUUCAUGACCAUCAUGAUUAAAGUCCAUACUUUCCCCUUGUUUGCCAUCCGUCCCAUGUAUCUGGCUAUGAGGCAGUUCAAAAAAGCUGUAACCGAUGCCAUUAUGUCUCGGAGGGCGAUCCGCAAUAUGAAUACACUAUACCCCGAUGCUACGCCUGAAGAUCUGCAAGCCUCUGACAACGUCUGCAUCAUCUGCCGUGAGGAAAUGGUCACUGGAGCUAAAAAACUACCAUGUAAUCACAUUUUUCACUCGAGCUGCCUGCGGUCCUGGUUUCAGAGGCAGCAGACGUGUCCUACCUGUCGCAUGGAUGUUCUCCGAGUAACCAACAAUAAUCAGACCCCAGCUCCAGCCCAGGCUCCACCUCCUGCUCAAGCAGCACCAGCCAAUGCCCCUGCAGCCCCACCUGCAAAUGCAGCUCCAGGCAUGUUACCCGGCUUUCCUCCUGGGGUCUUCCCCUUCUGGGGUCCUUUUCCUGCAGUUCCGCCUCCUGGUGCAGCGGCAGCAGUCCCUGGUGCUACCGAUGCACCGCAAGGCAGCUCAGAUGCUGCCCAGGCAACUGCCGGUGCCAGCCAACCCGCCUCAUCUACUGCAGAUACAGCAACAGCAGCUGUUCCUCCAGCAUCAGCAAUCCCAGCCUUCCCAUUUUCCUUCCCACCUCCUCCUCCUCCAUUCCCUACUGCACCAUGGCUACCUAUGCCACCACCUCCUCCCUUUAUGUCAUCAAUGCCGCCGCCUCCUCCGUCUCUGUCCAGGCUGUCGGAGGAAGAGCUGAGGGAGUUGGAGGCAGAAGGCCGGCGGGGCCUGGAGGCCAGGCUCCAGUGUCUCCAAAACAUCCACACCCUGUUGGACGCUGCCAUGCUCAACAUCCACCACUACCUCAGCACCGUCGCCACACUGAAUCCUCCUCGGCCUCAGGCCAGUCCCGGAGAAACCAGCGCUACAAACCACUCGGCGUCUUCCACCACAGCUGAGGGGGGUUCAGAGACUCCGGACCAGGAGAACUCGCUCAGCUCGGAGUGCGUGAACGGAGCUGUGGUGUCCUCUCUACCUGCUGACUCCACCUCCGCUGCCUCAGACGUCGAGAGAAGAGAUCAGAUAGACGGAGACGGGGAGGAGGACGGCGAGCCAAACGCCGCAGAGCUGCGACGCCGUCGUCUUCGCAAACUCGAGACGUCCUCAUUGUCAGCGCCCCCGCCGCCAGACAACUAACUAAUCGGCGUGUUCUCCCUCAGACGUGUCCGUGUGAGCCAGCGGUAACUACAGAGAUGGAUAACCUACUGACGGAUGGAUGCAUUGUUUCUUCGCUGCCUCUCUUUCUUGUGGCUUGUGCCCGCCGCCAGCUCAGGGUUCUACUUCAAGGUGGACUCAGACUGACAGGAGAUGUUAACUGCUGCGAUCUUUACUGCUUCUGGACGGUUCUGAAAGUAAUAGCAAGACACCCACCCCCCCCCCCCCACCCCCCAAUAGCUGCUGCAAUAAGUAAGCUGCAGGUGAAACCGCCAUGUUACUUCAAUACGACGUAACUAUUGUCGAAGCAGGACUGUGGAGUGUCAGAAGACUGCGAGGAAUCAUUCAGAAGCAUAACUGCAUGGAGACGGCCGCGGUUUGAGCUGAGCCAACUGGAUUAUUCACGAUGGCUUUUCUUAUUACGUGUUCAUGUCUGCAGCUGCAGGAUGGAAGCAUUGAAGUUACUCCAUCAUGGUGUCUUAAAUUAGGUGCAGGAGCAAUCAUUAGUCACAUCUUCUUGUUUGUUCAGUGUGAGAGACAGUGAUUGUUUUAUUUUUGCUUCUUGUUUCAUGUCGCACAGACCAGCUUCAUAUGCUGCGAGUUCCCACGAAGGCACGUUUGCUUGCAGCUGUUUAGUUUCUCCUCUCAGCAUUCAUCACUCGCUCCUGUUUGUCCACAUUUUGCCACUGCAGAUGUAACAUAUUAAUGGAUUAUUUGAAUGUGUACAUACUGUAUAAAGUUUUACUAGGACAUGUACAUACUGCUGAAUAAACACUUUGAACUGGCC
This is a messenger RNA of Thalassophryne amazonica, 2899 nucleotides long. It is a transcript of the gene syvn1, whose product is annotated as synovial apoptosis inhibitor 1, synoviolin. Bases 199 to 2094 code for a protein of 631 amino acids. The record is from RefSeq and is a predicted model, not a curated record. The transcript has 16 exons. Gene Ontology annotation, cellular component: cytoplasm. Lineage: Eukaryota; Metazoa; Chordata; Actinopteri; Batrachoidiformes; Batrachoididae.